AUGGCCAAGAAGAGGAUUGCUGUGAUCGGAGCCGGAAUUAGUGGGCUGGGAGCCAUUAAGUGCUGCCUGGAUGAAGGUUUAGAACCCACUUGCUUUGAAAGAAAUGAUGAUAUUGGAGGUCUCUGGAAAUUUCAAAAAAAUACUUCAGAGAAAAUGCCUAGUAUCUAUAGAUCUGUGACCAUCAACACUUCCAAGGAAAUGAUGUGUUUCAGUGACUUUCCCAUACCUGAUCAUUUUCCCAACUACAUGCACAACUCCAAACUCAUGGACUACUUCAGGAUGUAUGUCAAACACUUUGACCUCCUGAAACACAUUUGCUUUAAGACAAAAGUGCGAAGUGUGAGGAAGCGUCCAGAUUUUUCUGUCAGUGGACAAUGGGAUGUCAUGGUGGAGACUAAUGAAAAACAGGAGACUUUGGUCUUCGAUGGGGUCUUGGUCUGCAGUGGCCAUCACACCGACCCCUACUUACCACUUCAGUCCUUCCCAGGCAUUGAAAAGUUUGAAGGCUGCUAUUUCCACAGUCGGGAGUACAAAAGUCCUGAGGACUUUUUUGGAAAAAGAAUCAUAGUAGUUGGCAUUGGGAAUUCUGGAGUGGACAUUGCAGUGGAGCUCAGUCGUGUGGCAAAACAGGUGUUCCUUAGUACUAGACGAGGAGCCUGGGUUUUACAUCGUGUUUGGGAAAAUGGGUAUCCUAUGGAUAGUUCCUUCUUCACUCGGUUCAAUAGUUUUCUCCAGAAAAUAUCGACAGAACUAACAAAUAAACAUCUAGAGAAAAUACUGAAUUCAAGAUUCAAUCAUGCACACUACGGCCUGAAGCCUCAGCACAGAGUUUUAAGUCAGCAUCCAACUGUCAGUGAUGACCUGCCCAAUCACAUAAUUUCUGGAAGAGUCCACAUGAAGCCCAAUGUGAAGGAGUUCACAGAGACAGAUGCCAUUUUUGAUGACGGCACCAUAGAAGAAAAGAUUGAUGUUGUCAUCUUUGCUACCGGAUAUAGUUUUUCUUUUCCCUUCCUUCAUGGUCUGAUAAAAGUUAGUAACAAUGAAGUGUCUCUGUAUAAACUUAUGUUCCCCCCAGACCUGGAAAAGCCAACAUUGGCUGUCAUCGGUCUUAUCCAGCCACUGGGUAUUGUCCUACCAAUUGCAGAACUCCAGUCUCGCUGGGCUACUCGAGUGUUCAAAGGACUGAAUAAAUUGCCCUCAGUGAAGAACAUGAUGGCAGAUAUUGCCCUGAGAAAAAGGACUAUGGAAAAACGGUAUGUGAAGACCCCGCGUCAUACAAUCCAGGUGGAUCACAUUGAGUACAUGGAUGAGAUUGCUACACUGGUGGGGGUGAAGCCCAACCUGCUAUUCCUCUUUCUCUCUGACCCAAAGCUGGCCAUGGAGGUUUUCUUCGGCCCAUGCACUCCAUACCAGUACCGUCUGCAGGGCCCCGGGAAAUGGGAUGGAGCCCGGAGAGCCAUCCUGACCCAGAGACAGCGAAUCAUCAAGCCCCUGAGGACUCGAAUCAGUAGUGAGGACAGUCACUCAUCACAGCUCUCCUGGGUUAAGAUGGUACCAAUUGGGCUGUCAUUUCUUGUAGUUGGUUUAUCCUACUUUAGAUAUAUUCAUCAUGGUAAGCGGAAAUAA
Molecule: messenger RNA, 1626 nt
Organism: Chrysochloris asiatica (Cape golden mole)
Lineage: Eukaryota; Metazoa; Chordata; Mammalia; Afrosoricida; Chrysochloridae
Product: dimethylaniline monooxygenase [N-oxide-forming] 5-like
Exons: 8
Coding region: 1-1626 (541 amino acids)
Molecular function (GO): N,N-dimethylaniline monooxygenase activity; flavin adenine dinucleotide binding; NADP binding
Source: RefSeq, a predicted model, not a curated record